Molecule: messenger RNA, 2484 nt
Organism: Salvelinus namaycush (lake trout)
Lineage: Eukaryota; Metazoa; Chordata; Actinopteri; Salmoniformes; Salmonidae
Gene: abcb9
Product: ATP-binding cassette, sub-family B (MDR/TAP), member 9
Exons: 11
Coding region: 1-2367 (788 amino acids)
Biological process (GO): transmembrane transport
Cellular component (GO): membrane
Molecular function (GO): ATP binding; ABC-type oligopeptide transporter activity; ATP hydrolysis activity
Source: RefSeq, a predicted model, not a curated record
AUGGAGGUCAUAGGAGUGGUGAGCUGUAUCUUGUUAUUUAUCCUGGUGGAUGUUAUUGUCACCACUGUCCUCUACUUACAUGGUUGCCAGACUGCAAUAUUCACAGAGGAUGUGCAGAACUUUGACAUUCUCCACUCCGUCCUGGACCUCUGGGGGACUAUGCUGGUCAGAGUCUGCCUUCUGCUUGGGGCCUCCAUAGGGGUGUUAUGGAACAGAGUGGACGGCCCAUGCAGGGUCUCUGCCCUGGGGACCCUGACUCUCCUAAUCUGCCUGACCAUCAGCACCUACGCCUUAGCUAAGCUCCUGAUGCUCUCGGAGCAGGGCGAUCUGGCGCACCAACCCUGGUUCCUCAGUCUGUUUUCCUGGACCUGUGUGUCAGUGCUGGGGACCGUGCUCCUCUGGAGGCUCCUGGGAAGGUCUCCAAACACUGUGACUGACGGAGAGGGAGAUGGUGGAGGAAGUGUCUGUGAGGAGACUGAGAGGCUAGUGGAGGCAGCAGGAGAGAAUGGCACUGAGGAGGUGGAGGAGCAGCAGAAGCAUGGGGAGAAGAAGAGGAGUAGGGCGAGCAGGAAAGGAACAGAGGACCAGAAGAACUCAGGGGCCACACUGGGGCGUCUGCUGUCCUACUGCAGUAAAUACGCUGGGCUGCUCUCUGUAGCCUUCCUCUUCCUCCUCAUCUCUGCUGUGUGUGAGGCCUUCAUCCCCUACUACACUGGGCAGGCUAUAGAUGGCAUUGUUAUUCACAAGAGUAUGGAGUACUUCACCAAGCCCCUGAUCACUCUCACAGUGUUGGCCUUAGUCAGCUCUAUAGCUAUUGGAGUACGAGGUGGCCUCUUUAAUCUAACCUUUGCCAGACUGAAUCUUCGCCUGCGGAAUCUUCUCUUCAGAUCUCUGAUGCGUCAGGAGGUGGGCUUCUUUGACUCUAACCACACAGGUGACAUCACCUCUCGCCUGACCUCUGACACUACUCAAGUGAGUGACCUGAUCUCUCAAAACGUCAACAUGUUCCUGAGGAGUAUGGUUAAGGGCAUAGGGUUCUUCAUCUUCAUGUUCGGGAUGUCCUGGAAGCUGACUCUGGUCACCAUCAUGGGUUUCCCCUUCAUCGCAGUCAUCUCCAAUGUGUAUGGGGAGUACUACAAGAGAUUGACCAAAGAGGUCCAGACUGCCCUGGCUCAGGCUAACCAGGUGGCCGAGGAAACUGUUUCAUCCAUGAAGACGGUACGCAGCUUUGCCAAUGAGGAACAGGAGGCUGAUUCCUACUACAGCAGGCUGCAUGUCAUGUUUCAACUGAACAAGAAGCAAGCGUUGGCCUACGCCCUCUACAUGUGGUCCAGUUGUAUCUCAGAACUUGCUCUUCAAGUGGCAAUCCUCUUCUACGGCGGUCACCUGGUCAUUACUGAGCAGAUGAGUGGAGGGACCCUGAUAUCUUUCGUCAUAUAUGAGUUGGAGCUGGGAGAGUGCCUGGAGAGCAUAGCAUCGGUCUACACAGGUCUCAUGCAGGGAGUGGGAGCAGCUGAGAAGGUGUUUGAGUAUAUCGACAGGGAGCCCAAACACCAACAUGAUGGGAAAGAGGUCCCCGACACCUGCAAAGGACUGGUCGAGUUUAAAGAUGUCACGUUUUCCUACCCAACACGGCCCGAAACAGACAUUCUAAAGAGUGUAUCCUUCACGUUGCGGCCUGGAGAGGUGACAGCCUUGGUAGGACCAUCUGGCAGUGGAAAGAGCUCCUGUGUGGGUCUCUUAGAGAACUUCUACGCCCCACAACAAGGCCAGGUGCUUCUGGACGGCCGGCCGGUGCACACCUACCAGCAUGGCUUCCUCCACUCGCGGGUAGCACUAGUGGGCCAGGAGCCUGUCCUGUUCGCCCGUUCUGUAGAGCAGAACAUAACCUAUGGACUGACUGACAUCCCUAUGGAGGCUGUGGUGCAGGCUGCCACCGAGGCAAACGCACACGACUUCAUCACCGGUCUAACCAACGGCUAUAACACAGGAGUGGGUGAGAAGGGCACCCAGUUGUCAGGGGGGCAGAAGCAGCGGGUGGCCAUCGCACGGGCACUCAUCCGCAACCCACAUGUUCUCAUCCUGGACGAGGCCACCAGUGCACUGGAUGCAGAGAGCGAACAUGUUGUUCAGCAGGCUCUGAACAACAUCAUGCGUCAGCACACAGUGCUGGUGAUCGCCCACCGCCUCAGCACAGUGGAGAGGGCAGACAACAUCAUAGUCAUCAACCGUGGCUGUGUGGUGGAGCAGGGACCACACAGCCAACUGAUGGCCAAGGGGGGGCUCUACUGCAAGCUGGUACAGAGGCAGGUCCUGGGAAUCGAGACGGGUGCAGAGGUUCUUAACCCUCCAGAGGUGGACAUCUGAGGGUGGUAGUCAGCAGAGGCAGAGCGGACAUGAUAGCAGCAGUGCCAGCGAGUCAGAAUAUGAACACCAUGCUACUGAGAGAGGUUCUAGGGCUUUAUUGGUAGCCAACACUGACUG